Molecule: messenger RNA, 2226 nt
Organism: Cladocopium goreaui
Lineage: Eukaryota; Dinophyceae; Suessiales; Symbiodiniaceae
Source: the annotation of a GenBank genome assembly
AUGACUGCUGUUCCAGGUGCCUUGGCUCAACUUGGUCUCUCUGCAGCGCUUGGGUCUCGGUGCUUGUCGUCUGGGUGCAGCAGCAAAGAGCUUGGCUCCAUGGCUACGACAUGCAAAGAGCCUGAAGAUGGCAAACCUCCGCCGCAAUGCAACACAGCUGCAUACCAUUCUCCCAGUGAGGAGAUCCCUAUGGCAGAAUGUGGAGUCCUGACAGAUGCUGCCAUUGAGAAUUCAACGUUGCUGGAAUUCUCAUUGGCGGCAAAUGAGGCCACACCCGAGAUGUUGUACAGGCUGGAGACUGCCUUGGCAAAGAACAUCUUCGUGGAUGGUCUCAGUCCUGAUGCUUUGCGAUGUGACCUACGAAAUAAAAACUUCUCUGACGCUGGGAUCAAGAGCUUGGCAGCGAUGUUGAGAGAAUUUCCCACCUUGCAGUCUUUGGAUCUGCGCGGAAAUGCUCUGACAGAUGAAUCCGUAAAGAUUCUGCACAGAGCACUGGAACCCAAUGUCGAAGAGGUCCUCUUGAGCAUCGACUCCAGUGCUGCUCGACGCCUGCGGGGGAAGGUCGUUUUCGCUGCGCUGCAGGGGGCGGCCCAGCGCAGUCCCGCAGCGACAACGAGGCUGGCAGGAAAUCAAGGCCUCGGAGACGAAGGCGCAACAGAACUUGCCCAGUUGAUUGGCGACGGAGAAAGGAAUUCCUUGUUGAUUUCAGCCCUGGGCCUGCAGCAGAAUGCCAUUGGUCCUCCCGGGGCAAUGGCCCUGGCGGUAGCCUUGCCGCGUUUGGAAAUGCUUCGAGAACUGCUGCUCUACAGCAACCAACUAGGUCCACAAGGGGCUGCGGCAAUUUGUGAAAGGCUCCCAGCAUCACUUACUGCCUUAGACCUUGGCAGCAACCAUCUUGGCGACGCUGGUGCCAAAGCGGUCGCAGCACAACUGGCAGGUCAUGGACUUCGAGAGCUUCAUCUGGACUCCGACUACAACGAACUUGGACCUGACAGUGCCGAUAUCUUGAUGGAAGCAGUGCAGGAGAUGCCCCAGCUCCGAAGUCUGUGGCUUCAGGGAAACAACGUGGGCCGGGAGGUCCAAGAGCUCUUGGAUGGGCGGCCGCGCGGUUCACCGCGGGAACGCAACGCGCAGCAGGAGCUGGAGGAUGAGGUUGGUUCAGCUGUGGAUGGACCAACGGAUGUGCCGCUACCAGACCUCCGUUCGUUGCAAGCUGGCGAUGACUUUGCAGACCGCUGUGCUCGCUUAGCACUGGAACGAUAUUUCCAGCUUUGUGGGCGGCAUGCUCUGAGUGCUCGUGGUCAGGUUGUCCUGGCUGCAAUGCUGGCACAGGAGCAUCCACACGACCUUUGGGUCGUAGCCCUCGGUGUGGGCACCAAAUUCAUGCCAGCGGAUGCGGUGAAAGCUGACCAAGGCCACGAGCGUGUGAGAGACUCACAUGCAGAGGUUUUGGCGCGCAGAGGCUUCAUGCACUACUUGUACAAAGAGGUACAGGCACUCGUCGGUCUGAGUUCCAUGCCAGUCCGGCUACUUCAAGCCGCAGCUUCGGGAGACUCGUUCGAGCUGAAAGAGGGCCUGAGCCUGCAUCUCUAUGUCAGCACCGCGCCCUGUGGCUGGGCCUCAGGUAGCAAUAAACGUUGCAAGCGAGGGCUGAAGCGGCUGAAGGUUCCUGAGCUUCUGGUGAAAGGUGCCGGAGACUCUGAGGCCCCUGUGGGAUGUGUCUUUGCUUCAGACCUGAGUCUUUCGGACGUUUCUUUGAGCUGCAGUGACAAGGUAGCCCGGUGGCAGUUUCAAGGUCUUGAAGGUCUACUUUUGGCGUCAGUGGUGCGCGGCCCGCUGCGAUUGAGUACAAUCACCAUCGGCCGCAAGUUUGAUCAUGCAAGCUGUGUGCUUGCGCUUGGUUGGGCAUCGGUGGCAAUUCUGCGGUCAACCCUCAGCUUGGAGGCUGCUCUGGCUUUAGCCAAGUCCCAGAAUCUGGGGGCAUCAGCUCCAGAAUCUGAGAAGGCAGACGAGAGCUAUGUAUGGAGUCUUGGCGACGUCCAAGCAGCAAUGCAUGAUGGCAGGACAGGGGCAGCUUUAGACUCCAGAGGAGCAAGCCGACAAGCAGCGCCUGCAGUGGCUGGCUCCAGGUUUCUGCAGCUCUACAACUCUUUGCCGCUUGCCCUGGGAGAGGCUGAAGGGUGUCGAAUUCCAAGGCUUCAAGGCUUCAAGGAACUUGAAGCCUGA